AUGGUCUCCUCGCCCCAAGAUCUUCGACCCAUCGUCGUCUCCGGUCCUUCAGGCGUCGGCAAAGGCACACUUAUCCAAAAGCUAUUUGAUACACACCCUGCCACCUUUGGAUUCACCGUAUCCCAUACGACGCGAAAACCGCGACCGGGCGAAGUCGAGGGCGUCGCUUACUUCUUCGUCUCCCCGUCCGAGUUCUCCUCCCUCUGCUCCCAGGGUGCGCUCGUGGAGCAUGCGUAUUUCAGCGGCAACUACUAUGGCACGAGCAAGCAGACGAUCGACGAUCAGGCGAGGAAAGGCUUGGUUGUGGUGCUGGACAUUGAGAUGCAGGGCGUCAAGCAGAUGAAGGCGAACCCCAGCAUCGAGGCGCGAUAUGUCUUCAUUAAACCGCCCAGCUUCGAGGCACUAGAGGCGCGGCUCAGGGCCCGCGGAACGGAGAAUGAGGAGGAUUUACGGAAAAGGCUCACCCAGGCUCAAUUCGAACUGGAUUAUGCCGAGUCUCAGGGGUCUUUUGAUAAGAUUAUUGUCAAUGAUAGCAUUGAAACGGCGUAUGAGGAGCUUGAGAUGUUUGUGUUUGGACGGGCAUAG
Messenger RNA from Aspergillus mulundensis, 585 nucleotides. Its product is annotated as guanylate kinase. Bases 1 to 585 code for a protein of 194 amino acids. Gene Ontology annotation, molecular function: GMP kinase activity. The transcript has 2 exons. Gene Ontology annotation, biological process: purine nucleotide metabolic process. Gene Ontology annotation, cellular component: cytosol. The record is from RefSeq and is a predicted model, not a curated record. NCBI's taxonomy places the organism in Eukaryota, Fungi, Ascomycota, Eurotiomycetes, Eurotiales, Aspergillaceae.